AUGAAAAUUGUGAUCGUUGGUGGUGGUCUUGGUGGAUUUGCAGCCGGAAUCGCCUUACUACAGUAUGGAUACACAGAUAUUACAGUUUAUGAACGAGACAUAGGUAUGGACAGUAGACGCCAAGGCUAUGGACUGACAAUUCUGCAAGGAAUCAGUGCACUGAAACGGUUACAAGUGUUCCAGCAAGUACACUCGCUAGAUACUCCUUCUAGAUCACAUUACAUUUUUGACAAAUAUGGAAGUAUGAUCGGUUUUUUUGGCACUGCAUUUUGGCCAGAACAGGACAAUCAGCCAAAAUCUAGGAAGAAGCAUAAUUUACAUAUUGAAAGACAAGAAUUACGAAGGAUUCUCAUGAACAGAUACAUUUAUUUGCAUCCGCUAGGUUCCCAAGGUAUUCAAUGGGAUCAUCGUAUUGUUCAGAUUGAUCGUGUCCUACGCAAAGUUUCAUUUACCAAAGACCAUACAGUAACUGGUGUUGAUUUGGUUAUUGGAGCUGACGGAAUCAAUGGUUUAGUACGUUCUUUCAAGUAUAGUCCUCUUGCAGAUGCUCCACUCAAUUAUUUGGGUAUAUUGGUGGUAUUAGGAAUUACUGGACGUAUCGAUCAUUUCCUUACAAAAGAUCGUGUAUUUCAAACUAUGGAUGGAUGCUUUAGACUUUUUGCUAUGCCAUUUUCGAAAUCCAGACCAGAACAAUCCAUUAUGUGGCAGCUGUCCUUCCCUGCUACCCUACCACUAGCAACUGAAUUAUCACGUGAUCCAGGAUCACUGAAGCAGAUGCUGCUAGAAAAAUGUGCUGAUUGGCACUCACCAAUACCUGAAAUGAUUGAAAGAACACAAUUGGAUCUGCUUAUGGGAAUACCAGCAUUUGAUAGAGAUCUAGUCCCAAUUUCAGAUCCAAAAUUGAAUGGUAUUCAAAUUGCACUCGUUGGUGAUGCUGCUCAUCCAAUGUCUCCUUUCAAAGGCCAAGGUGCCAAUCAAGCCCUGCUAGAUGCUGUUGAGCUGGUAGAUAUGAUCGCACAGAACAAUCAAGAUCUACAUUCAUCAAUUAGCCAGUAUGAAGAUCGGAUGCUAAAACGAGUCUACACCAAGGUUAUGCAAUCCCGAGAACGUGUUACAAGCUUCCAUAGACCGGAAGCACUAUCAACAGAAAAUUUUAUAUACCGUGGCGUUGACGAAGAACUGAUGAAGAAGCUGAAUAGCCUUGAAAUAAAUGUCCAUUGGAACGAUCCAAAAGUAUCCAUUGAACAAGCCAUUAUUGACAAAUUAAAUGGUAAAUGA
Messenger RNA from Rotaria sp. Silwood2, 1278 nucleotides. The record is from the annotation of a GenBank genome assembly. Lineage: Eukaryota; Metazoa; Rotifera; Eurotatoria; Philodinida; Philodinidae.